Molecule: messenger RNA, 2111 nt
Organism: [Candida] anglica
Lineage: Eukaryota; Fungi; Ascomycota; Pichiomycetes; Serinales; Debaryomycetaceae
Source: the annotation of a GenBank genome assembly
GGGGAGAUAAUAUACAUCUACUAUCGAAACUUUAGGACGGGUUAUAUAAGAGGCUUAAGCAGUAGUCACACUUCUCCCUUCUUCCUUACUAUCUCUCCAAAUAAAAAAAUAGUUUACGAGUUAAUACCAUGGGACACUAAUCCGAAAAUUUCGUGUAUGAUACUGGUAAGUACUCAUCAAUGUAAGAAUAGGUUAGGGUGUUAUUCUUGAGAGGGAAAAUUACAUCUAUAUCAUGUUGUGGGGAUCAAAGCAAAGUGAGAACAUUUCUAGAUUAUAGGUACCCCAAGUCGGUAUCGAAUUAAUUUUCUCAGAGAAUUUUUUUUUUUAACAAUGCAUUCUCCAAAUAUGUAUGUCAUUUUGUAUGCAUUGAAGGACCAGUAAGAAGAAAAAAUGCAUCUAUGUACAUUGAUCGAUGGAUUUCAAGAUGAAAAAAAAACCAAAUACAGGGUGGCUCGCCUUAUUUUAGAUUUUAUUUUUAUCUUUUUCAACAUUCCUCGGUAGUUACAUACUUUGAAGUGAACUGCCAAAUUGAAGUUUAGAGAUUUCACUAUUUCGUUCCUAACUGUUGCAAAACACGAUGAUUUCGUACAGCAGCUAUCAGAUUUAACAUAGCUUAACUUUAAUUCUUAUUUUUGGUUCUAACUGAUACCCGAGUUCGCCCAAAAUGCAGUUCCUACAAUGUUGAUACAGACAAAAUGUCAAGUAUUUCAUUGCUUCAUUAAAGGAAAAUAUAAGGGCCAUUUUUUUGAGAGCUGUAGGGUCAUAACAAUUUCAGACUAGUUAUAUCGAAUUUUUUUACGGUUCACCCUCAGUACUCUUGUAGCUGGCAAAGGAUGUCCCAAGAUUGUUUUAUUUUCCUCAAUACUAAGAGUAUAGUUCAUUCAAAAUCAAUUUUAUUAAGGUGAAACAGUUUUGGUCGAACAGAGAAGAGAGCAUACUGAUUGUCAAAGAAUUUUAUAAAAGACCCAAACAUAAAAAUGAUUGUACUGGAAGGUUCAUUUUGAGCCUCAACCCUAUUAUCAAGAUACUCAGAUAGUUAGAGGUAGACUGCUUUAUUUUACGCCCUUGCGUAAUCUUUGAAUACUAGAGAUUCUUUAAAUUCGGACUGUUUUUUUUUAAUCUAGAUCAAUAGCACAACUCCAUUUAAUGGAUCUAUUUACCUAUCGUCUUAGUGCAAGUGCUUGUUAUGUGGCAAUUUGUGAUCGAUGAAUUAAUGAUGUAUCAAUCACUAUCAACCAUAAACAGAAAACAAUGCUAAACAUAAUGAGAGAAGUAUAAACGGUUCCAGACAUAAAUGUUGAAACUAGUAGCUGUUCCAGUUUAAAUUUCAGUAUAGGUUAAAUAUAUUAAUGAUCAUAUUCAUUCUAAGUAAAGUAUAGCUUGAAGUAUUGAAAAGAUAUUUGUCUCACUACAUUGUAACAUAAAGGGCGGUACAGAAAAAGCGCUGAGCUUUAAAAAAUAUGUCAAUACCACCGUUUUUACGAAUGGAGAGUUCCAGAAUAUAUAUAGUUUAUGAGUAAAAUCAUUUUUCGAGAUAAUUUCAUUAAGAACCAGUUUUUUCAAAAAAUAUAAUUAAUUAUGAAUCUAUCAUAAAAAAGAAAAGCCAGUACAUUCUCUACUUAAAACUGAAAAGGACAGAUGGUAUCAAACGACUGCCGGGACAACAGAAUCACUUAAUCGCCAAUAUUACGGAGCGACUAUUUGGCGAAGAGGAAGGAGCCGUUUUGCUGGCAAACUAGUCUAAUUAACCCGUACACCCACACUACAUUUAUUGGGGAUGAGAGAAAUUACAACUUGCACCAUCUUAAAAGUUACAUUAACGAAUAUAUUAUUGGUCAACAAGCUGAGUGAUAUCGAAAGAGACGGUAAGUAUGGAAUCAUUUCCUUAAAAUUUGAGAAACAAAAAGAAUAUAGUGAUUUGUGGUACUUGAGACAAUCACCUAAUGCUGUCGACGAGCCUCAUUUUUUUUGUAAUUUAUACUAUGAUACCUCCGUUGUUUAGAAUAAGUGAAUCUUUGGGAGUAAAGUGGCUUAAGUUGUUAAUGGGUGCUUUAGAUUCAUUCUAUUCUUUUUGGUAGGUUAGAUUAAUUAAUUCAAUGUAGCUUGGAGAC